AUGGCGGCAGCUACACGAAGAGAACUCCACAUCUGCACCGAUGUUCGCAUGAUUGUGUCAGUCGGAAGGGAUGCAAAUAUUGUAAGGGCUUGGGAGCAGGAAAGUGGGACUGUCGUUUGGGAGACACAAAUUCAUUCGGCUGUAGUGACGAGGCCAAUCUCAGUGAUUGCUUCGUCCGAGAGUGUUGUAUUCGUAUUGGACGAUAGAUCACUGUCAGCACUCUCACUACUGACCGGUCAAAUCAAGUGGGCAGUUCAAAUGGACAAAAAUCGAGAUUGGAUUGGUGCUGUUCAAGGCACUCAAUUGGUCACUGUAAUCGGUGGAAUAAAAGAUCAACAAGUGGAUAUCUAUCGAUAUGAUUCGCAAAGCGGCGUUUCAACAAAGAAGCAAACAAUUGCAGCACCGUGGUUUUCAAACGAGAGGUUGGUAUCAGUUGAAUAA
Messenger RNA from Anisakis simplex (herring worm), 441 nucleotides. The record is from the annotation of a GenBank genome assembly. NCBI's taxonomy places the organism in Eukaryota, Metazoa, Nematoda, Chromadorea, Rhabditida, Anisakidae.